Agrilus planipennis (emerald ash borer) is the source of this 4554-nucleotide messenger RNA. RefSeq names its product protein expanded (gene ex). The transcript is spliced from 5 exons. The record is from RefSeq and is a predicted model, not a curated record. Gene Ontology annotation, biological process: positive regulation of hippo signaling. Gene Ontology annotation, cellular component: cytoskeleton; cytoplasmic side of apical plasma membrane. The coding region runs from base 569 to 3934 and encodes 1121 amino acids. Lineage: Eukaryota; Metazoa; Arthropoda; Insecta; Coleoptera; Buprestidae.
CUGGCCGUUCGGCUAGAAGAGCGUGCGUUGCCAGUGCAAUUUGUCAAUGAGACUGUACCCUGUUACAAACCUGUUAUACUGUACACGUAGUCGUUGGUAUGCGUCUUAGUUCGCUUUUAAAACUCAUUUGAUCUACUGCAUUCCAGCAUUGUUUGUUCCUACGAAUGUACCUGACCGCAUCUUGCCGCGACUACGGCGGCUUAGUUCGAAGAGUGACGUCCGAUUUAUCGGACUGCUAGGGUCGCACGUCGCACGUCCGACAGUCCCACGUUUCGAUAACAAACCCGUAGCUUUUUCAAAGGUACACGUGUGAUAAAUUACAUACAACUGGGUGUACUUAGAAUUAGUGGCGAACUCUUUUGUGACAGUGUGUCAUGUGUUUGAUGUUUUUUUCAAUUUAAAAUUGAAUUUGACACCGCCGCGCAGUGUGAUAAAUAACUAAGGAAUUUCAAGAGCUAUGGGUACACUAAGAUUGUUUCUACUUUUGGAUUUUAACUGAACACAUGGUGCGCGUCACAGUUGGCGGGCGCCCCUCGAUGAGGAGUCUCGUGGAGAUGUUGGGCGGGUCAUGCGCGCCGGCGGCCUGUGUACGGUGAGCGCUCCAUUGGCCGCGUGUAGCCCCGCGGCAGCGCUCCCGCCCGCCGCCCGCUUCUUGGCCCUACACUUACUCCAUCAACAAACACUCUACUUUAUCGUGCAGGUUAAGUCGCGCGUGCGCGAACUCUACCAGCAAACAUGUCUACAUUUCGCACAACAAGGAAUGAAAGAUACCGAGCUUUUUGGCCUUGCUCUUAUCUGUGAUGGUGAGUAUUUGUUUGCCGAGCCCGAUAGUAAAUUAUCAAAAUAUGCUCCAAAAAGUUGGAAAUCGUCUCACAGCCAUGGCUUGGAUGCGAACGGCCGACCAGCCCUUGCAUUCUAUUUCCGAGUGCAGUUUUAUGUCGACAGUCCACUUCUUUUACGAGACGAGACCACCAGACACCACUACUACUUGCAAUUGCGGUUCAACGUUGCCGGGGGAGCCGCCACUGAUAAGGUUACUCAGCAAUUGGCAGGACUCGCUCUUCAGGCCGACCUGGGAGACCAUCGGUCGCCCACAGAAGCGUCGCCAUCAGCAGCAAAUUCUAAUGCUGCGACUACAAUCAAUACGACGUUUCGACCCGAAGACUACGUGCCUCCCAAUAUGCGUGGACCACAGGCCCUACGAUCGGUGGAAGCCGUUCACAGAAGUUACAGAGGUCUUACAAAGGCGGAAGCGAGGGCGCGUUUUAUAGCAGAGGCAUGUCAAUCUCAAGACCCCAUCAAUGCUCACGUAUUCCGCCUAAGAGCAUCAAAAAAUGAGGUCUCUCCUGGAUCCUUGACUCUUGCAGUUUGCGCCAGGGGAUUGCUUGUGUGUCCCGACAAUAAUCCACCAUCGACAUUCCUUUGGAGUUCAAUAGCAAAACUCAGUUUUGAGCGAAAAAAAUUUGAAAUUAGAACAAAUCACGAAAAACUGACUCUUUACUCCACUAGCGACGAGAAGAGUCGACUCUUAUUAGCAUUAUGUAAGGCUACUCAUCAAUUUAGUAUGGCAGUGGCGCCGCGUUUGAAUGAGAUGCGUCGUGAAGAAGAAGAUCGACAAAAGCGACGAUGGGACUGCGAUCAAAGGAUAUCCGUCAUUUCAAGUACCUCUUCGAAUACUACCUCGGGCAUAGUGAGUGAUCGCGUUCAUUCCGAAGAUGAGCUGGAAAUAAUGAUUACUAGUCCACCGGCACCAUCAACCGAAAGCUUAGCUCUUGCCCACCUUUUGGACAGCGCUCCGGCCAGCUGCAGGACCUCAGCUGCAUCUGCCACCGUUGCUUUGGUUGCACUGUCAUUGAAAGACGAAGAAACGAAUUCGGCAAAACUGAACUUCAAUGCAACCAGUAGUGAAACCUCAAGUAAAACGAUUGCAAGCGGCAAAUGUACCGCCGACUCCCAGUGUAGUAGUUCCUGUAGCACUGUCAUUGUGACUCCUGUGCAGAAUAAAUCGAAAAUAAGAAGACCUUCGACUAGUAGUAGUUUAGAGCUUGGGUUCUCACACACAGCACAGAAUUCGACGGUCAGCGAUGCUACAUGCAUCGAGUUGGAUACGCGCGAUCCGGUCUAUCUUGCUGCAGGCGUUGCACCAAGUAGUCAAACUAGCGGAGUUUACACCCUUACUUCCAGCGAUCAAUACACAAUGUCCUCAUCGACGUGUGGUCAAUACAGUACAACCACCGAAGACCAGGUGGACGGGCCUUUUCGCGAUCGAUGCAAUUCGGGCUCUUUUCGAGGCGACGGAAGCGAUCCUACUGAAAAACAACCGGUACCUUUGUCAGCUGAAGAACUGUCAGAUCUUAUUGUUGGUCGGUAUCCGUCGUGUAAAAGUGUCAGCAAUACGUUAGACUCCGAUUCCGACUAUGUCACCCUUCCAUCCUCGUACAGGGGUUAUCCAUCGAAAUCCCUCGAAAGAUUAGAUAGCGCUGAUAUGAGAUUUAGACCGCCGCCACCUCCAUAUCCCGCGGUCAGGAUUCACGACGAUUCUGAAGAAGCCAUUUUGAAGGAGCCACCACCGUAUCCUGAAAAUAUCCAUUUGGUUGUCCCACAGCUUGCAUAUCCGUCUGAGGAGGUGACUGCGAGGUUUAUAACUACGCGUUCUCCGAACAUCUUGACAGCCCAUGCGAGUCAUGUGGGGGGAAGCAGUGCACCGAGUUUUUCCAAAACAACGUUCGUACCUCCGAUUCCACCGAAAGUACCAAGAACACGGCCAUCCGUUGCUCUUGUAGACACAUCUUCCAAAACAAACAUGAUGGUGCCCCGUACGUAUUUACCUCCACCUCCUCCACCGGCACCUAGACAGCCACCUCCUCCGCCGCCUCCGGCUCUAGCGACUGUUUACACGAGUCAGUUGUCGCGGUCACAAAUAGAACAGUAUCAGCAACAAAUGUAUAGUGAUGUCGAUUUCGUAGUGUUUCCACUAAAAGAACCUGCGAUCAGCAAGCAAGAGUAUCUGGAGGCGAAGCAAGGUUCGCUAAUGGCCGCAUUGGCGCACAGCCCUCCAUAUAUUUAUCGUUCUGCUCCCUACCUCAAUCGUUACGCUUCAAGUCAAAACCUGUCAGAUACGUACAUCCAACUUCCGAUCUACGGAGCUGCCAGUAUUUCGUCUUCCGGCAGUUUGGAUCCACCACCUCCCCCAUUACCACCCAACAGACCCGGUCGAUUUAUGCGUACUCGUUCCGACGAUAACAUAUUAAAUAGUUUAGAGACGACUCCUCAACCUCCCAGGUUCAGACGCGUGCCUCCUCCACCUCCGCCACCACCUCCUCCUUUACGCGAUCGGAAGGUGCACGUCCAAGUACAUAAGAACAUUGAAAACAUUGGUAUCGUCGAAACCGAUAGAAACUGUACUAGCGGUAGAAAUGAUACGAACGGUAGUGUGUUGUUAAGUGCCACUGGCGUUUUAAGUAACGAGAAAAAGGACGUGGAUGAUGCUGCCGCAGCAGCGGCGGCGGCGGCGGCAGCAGCAGCACUAGAUAUCCGUACUUUGCGCGAGAAAAGCAAGAAAAUGGACUUGCCACUCAUUUCGGCCCUGUGUAACGACCGCUCGUUAAUUAAACAAACUAAAGCUUUCGUCUUGCCGAAACAUCCCAACGGGGAGGGUAUCAGCGGCGUCGACGUGUCUCCUCACCAUCGCCAUCACCAUCCGGUCGGUAAUAGUGUUAGUAAAGUUAAGUAUCCUGUGUCAGGUUUAAGCAGCAAUCGAAUUAAUAAGCCAACGCGAAAAUUGCCCCCCGUAAGCCAUAGGCACCCAGGAGACAAGUUACCCGAAAUACCUCGGGACAUUCCUCGUGCUACCCCUAACAAUUACGUGCUUCAAGAUCCCAGAAUCAUUAAGCAUAAAACUAUGCAAUCCUUUCCGAGUGCAAAUAUGCGCUAAACAAUAAUAAUUUCAAGCAUUUAAUUACAAAAUAAUAUGCAAAGUUAUUCACUUGCAAUUUUGUUAACCAUCUUUACAAUUAUAUUAAAUUUGUGAACAGAUGUUUUUGAAAUUAAAAUGUUGAUAUUAUUUUGUAAGAAAAUGUGUUAUUUAAGUUCAGUCCAGUGCUAGAGUAGAUCUGUUUGCUCAGGGUGCCAUCACAUAAUAUUUACAAACCAUGUAUAGUAAAAUUGCAGCGUACAGACAUAAAAUGAGUAUUUCGUCAAUGAGAAACAUUCCGCUAAAAUGCAUUCCAAAAAUAUAUACACAUGUGUGCGAUCUGGUUCUUAUUUUAUAAAAUUUUAAUAAUUAUUAUAACCAUGUAAGGAUUUGAUUUUAUUUUGUCUAAUAAGCUGUAAAUUAUUUCUAUUUCAUCCAAUAUAUGGUAGGGUUGAAGAGUAUUUUUAUUAUCAAUCGUAUGUACGCAUUUGCUCAAUCAUCAUUAAAAAAGUAAAGGUCUUGUAUUUCAGUUGUAAUGAUUUUAUUUAUUUUGCAGUCGUGUUCGCUCAGUUUUAGUUUAUUACGGUGCUGCCAUCAUUUUAUGAUUAAAAUUAUAGCUAAGUAAAUUUUUACACACCGAA